Messenger RNA from Cloeon dipterum, 1152 nucleotides. Its product is annotated as putative ankyrin repeat protein RF_0381. Bases 1 to 1152 code for a protein of 383 amino acids. Gene Ontology annotation, molecular function: protein binding. NCBI's taxonomy places the organism in Eukaryota, Metazoa, Arthropoda, Insecta, Ephemeroptera, Baetidae. The transcript has a single exon. The record is from RefSeq and is a predicted model, not a curated record.
AUGAACACGUUUAUGGGAGCUGAGGACACUAAAAACUUCUUAAAAAAACUGGAGGAGGGCGCAACACCACUGAUGCUCGCAGCAAAAGCUUCCGAUCUCGACAACUUCAUGAAAUUAUAUAAGGAAGGCGCAGACCCUGCGGAAAAAACGCAUCUCGGCGUAACGCUUCUGCACUUCGCCGCCGUCAACGAGGAUUUCGGGAUGGAGAUAGUGUCCUCUUUCAGCAGCCGCCUGGACGUCAGGGCUAAAGACAUCGAUGGCGAGGAGCCCAUCCACUACGCCCUGAGGAAGGGCAACUACGAAUUCGCCGAGAACGUCUUCUGUAAUAUAGUGUCGAGAACCUCCCCCUGGCGUUUCAUUUCAUCUCAUCUCAACUUGUUCUUAUUUCUCGUGGUGAAUAACGAACUGAACUUUGCCAAAUUGGUGCACCAGCGGGACGAUAGUCUGAUCAAUUCAACCGACUUUGGCGGAAUGAACGCUUUGCACUACGCAGCGCAAUUCGCCGGUCGAGAAAUGUGCCAGUGGCUCAUCGAGCAGGGGCUGCAUCCGGAAUCUUUGACCAAAAAACAAUCGUCACCUCUCCACUUCGCCAUGUGCAACAAAGAAUUCGGUGCGAUGCUUGCCACCGUUUUCUUUCGCAUAAAUUGCCGACUUCUGGAUCACCUGAACAUAAACGGAAUGAGUCCGCUGCACGUUGCAAUCAGGUGCGGAAACACCGCUGGCGCACAGCGCUUGCUGGAUUUGGGCGCCAGCACCAAAGUCAAAUGCCUGGAUUUGCAGAAUUUGCUUCACUUUUGCGUCAAGAAGAACAGACUGGAAAUCGCCAAAAUGAUUCAUAGAGCCGAUGGAAAUCUGAUUAAGGAGGUGUUCUACGGAGGAAGGACUGCUCUCCAUUUCGCGGUUAAAGAGGAACACGUGGAAUUUUGCGAAUGGCUCAUUUCGGCGGGCGUCGACGUCGAAGCUGUGGACAUCAAAAACCGCACGGCGCACGAUUAUCUUUGGAACAUUUUCUGGGGCAAUCGCAACUCCAACCGCUUCUCUCCGCCCUCUCCAAUUUCACACAUCAAGAAAAAGUUCUCCUCAGGUCGCCGGCGGUGGCAUGAAUCGACUUGGCACCACGUCGGAAGAGUGAAGACAGGCUUCGCUGGAUGA